Molecule: messenger RNA, 4430 nt
Organism: Durio zibethinus
Lineage: Eukaryota; Viridiplantae; Streptophyta; Magnoliopsida; Malvales; Malvaceae
Gene: HEB1
Product: ARM repeat superfamily protein
Biological process (GO): mitotic sister chromatid segregation
Cellular component (GO): nucleus; condensin complex
Source: RefSeq, a predicted model, not a curated record
CUCAAAAAUUAAAAAUUUAACGGUUCCUUCAUUCCCCCCAUUUUUCAAAAAGUAGAAGCCAUGGAAAAGAUGCUCCGCUCCUCCCUCAAGUCGUCCGCCGAGGACUUCCUCUCCUCCGCCUUGAAGCUGACCCUAAAAUCCUCAAAAUCAACUCUCAAAUCUCUAAUCCACUCAAUCCCUCCUUCUUCUUCUCUCUCCUCCACUCUCCCUCCGUGCCUCCACCUCUGCAUAUCCGACUCCAUCCUUUCGUUUCAAAACCCACCGACCCGUUCCGAAACCGACCCGUCCCAUUCUCCGCCCACAAAACGCACCCGCCGGUCUACCCGAAACUCCAAGCCCCAAGACGACGCUAAAAACGACAGCGAAAAUCUCCGCGUUCUCGCUCACAUCACCGGCUUAUGCGUUUCGCAUCCUCGAAACGCGUUUCAACACUCCGAUUUAAUUCCAGCCGUCCGAUCUUUACACGAUAAUCUCAUCCUUUUCGAGUCGGAUCCGGGUUUAUCCAACGAAAUAGCGUGUUUUUGUGAAGAGUGGUGGAAACAGAACUUACCGGAAAAAGAAACCCUAAUUUCCCAAAUGCUGCCAUUUUUGCUCUCAAAAUCAUUAACUUUGAAGAAAAAGGUUGAUGUUCACAAAGUUUAUACGCUCCGGGAAGCCUUCACUUUCUUCGAUUUUGAAGACGAAAGCAUCGAAGAUUUGAAACUGUUGCUAAUCCGAUGUGUCAUCGAGCCUUUGUUUUUGAAAACGGACGAAGGGAAGAGAUUCGUGGCGUUUGCAUUUGGGUUAAGUUUGCAGUUUUUGAAGGAAUGUUUGGCGAUGAUAAAAGCUCAGAUUCCAUUCGGGAGGAAAUCAAUGUUAGAAGCUUAUGGUGAGAUAGUGUUUAAGGGAUGGAAAGGAGCCGAAGGGGAAUUGAAAAGGGAAAUUGAAGAUGGGUUUUUGAUGGGUUUAGUUGAAGGAGCUAUACAUGCGAGUUCCAAAGGUUUGGGAAGUAGUAUUAGAAGAGUUUUAGGUGGGUUUAUUAAUCAGAGAACUGUUGAUGGAGUUGAGAAGUUGCUCUUUAGGCUUGCUGAGCCUGUGAUUUUCCGCUCUUUACAGGUUGCAAAUUCAAAUGUUCGACAAAAUGCAUUACUUUUACUUUUAGAUUUGUUCCCUUUUGAAGAUCCUGAUGCUACCAAAGAGGCUAAAGAUACAUUGCUGGAUAAACAAUUCUUUUUGUUGGAGAGAUUACUCAUGGAUGAUUGUCCUGAUGUGAGAGUUAUUGCGGUGGAAGGUUGUUGUCGCAUCCUCCAUUUGUUCUGGGAAAUUAUUCCUUCAUCAACCAUUACAAAGAUAAUUACGAAAAUUUUUGAUGAGAUGGCAUAUGACACAUGCAAUGAGGUUAGGCUUUCCACUUUGAAUGGCAUUAUCUAUUUGCUUGGCAAUCCACAGUCUCAUGAAAUUCUUAAAGUGCUUCUUCCGAGACUGGGGCAUCUGAUGUUAGAUCAUGUUCUUUCCAUAAGAGUUGCGACGGUAGAUCUCCUUCUUCUUUUAAAGGACACCCGAGCUUUCCAAUUUAAUAAGGUGGUCGGUUUAGAAGUCUUGUUGAAUACACUUGCAAAUGACCAAUCUCCAGUUGCUCGGGAAAUUACAAGACUGCUUAUGCCAUCAUACUUUCCCAUAAGACUAGCCAUUGAGGAGGCAUGCAAUCGCUGUGUCACGCUAAUGAAAAGGUCUCCACUAGCUGGAGCAAGGUUUUGUGAAUUUGCUUUAUUGGAAGGAGCAUCUCUUAAAUCUCUUAUGGAACUGGUCAAGGUUUUCAUCAGCUUAUUAUUGUCGAAUGCUAAACUGGAUGCAGCUCAGGUUGAGGGUUUACUGGUUGCCUUAGCCAACCUUUGCAGCAGCCUUGCAAAUGAGCGAAGUCAGCAGGAUGCCCUUAAAGAGUUGUUUUCUGGUGAAAGGGUCAAGAGUUUAUUUGCUGUUGCACCUACUGCACAUGCUAAGUCUUCUGUUUUUGACAUUUUAUCCACCACGGCUUCAGAUAAUGUAGCUGGGCUCCUUGGAGAUUGCAUGGGCUUAGUCACUGAUUGUAGUGAUUUAUCUGAAAAUUUAGAAAAGCAAACUGAAGUGAGGUCUGCCCACAAAUUAUUGAUGUCAUGUGAUGCCUUUGAUAAUAUGUUUGAGGCUCUAACAAAGCUUUUGCAGAAAACUGCCUAUCGCUGCCAUAUUAAAUUUGACACUGAAGCACCAAAACAAAAUGUUUCUCCUGCAAAAAGAAAGAGGUCGAAGUCUUCAACAAAAAGUUCUGUUAAAUGGAAACAUGUUAGUGGGAAAAAGUCAUCCAAUUUCGAGGAUGAUUAUUCGGUUGCUAUUGGAGUAUCAUGGCAGAUAAAAGAUAUGCUUUCUUCUGAGGACACUCGGAAAGCAAUGUUGGGUUCUCAAAUUUUGGAACUGCCAUUCCUUGCUCUCAAGGUUAUCUCUGAGGUCAGCAUUGUGCAGUGUGAGUAUUACGAAUACAUGGAUCCAUAUCCAGUGUCGGCAUACACAGCUCUUGCUCUGCAGAUGGCCCUGCAAAAUGUUACCAUUAGUAAUGGAACCGAUUAUGAUUCGAAGAAGGAUGAUUGUGUUGACUCUUCAGGAUCAAUUUCAGAGACCAUGCUAGACCAGGUAAUGGAUCACCUGCUUAAUUGUACAGAUAAGCUCUUUGAAGCAGGUGACUCAGGAAAGAAUGGAAAAUCACCUACAGAACCUAAGCAGGACAACAGCAAGAGGGUCACACGUCCUGGGCAGAAAAGGAGGGAACCUCAAACAGAUGUCUCUAGCUCUAGUAGUGAUGGAUCUGUCUACACCAAACAAAAACGGACAUCAAAGAAGGUGAAGAUGCUUACGAUGGUUCUCAAGUUUAUCGUUGAUUCUAUUGCAAUGGGUUUUGCUUCUCGAAACCAUAGGAGGUGCUUGAAGUUUACAUCGGCAUAUAUGCAGUACAUCAUCUCUUCCUUAAGGCUGCUAUCUACAGAUAUAGCACAGUUUAAGGAAGAGAAGUCAAAGGAAUUUAUUAUAUGCGUGAAGAGCUCCUUUAGCUAUGCAACCAAGUUACUCAAUCUAGUGCUUAAUGCUGCCACAGAAGCUUUACCAGCACCGGUGGAGUCGUUUGGUCUUGCGGGUGACUUGCUUGAUCUGAUCAUCUCAAAUGAAUUGUUUUUGGGCUCUAAUUAUGCAGCACGACUUGUUGCAGUAGCGAAGCCUUGGUUACCUGAUUUGGUUCUGGCACUAGGUUCUACAAUCAUGCUUGAGCAGAGUCUAGAGAGGUCAUAUUUGACUGCAUUGAAUCACAUUAAGCUCCAUUUUCCAUCAUGGCUCCUAAUUUUGGCAAAGAUUGAGCUCGCUGAAAUGAGUGAAGGUGAUCCAGAAGAGGAUGAUAGAGUUUCUGAACCCGAAUUCCCCGAGUUUAAGAAACUCAUGGGAGUGAUCAUUUCAUUGCUAAAGGGAAAUCGCAGCAUACUGGAUGCAGUUGGCGUGAUUUUCUUGGCUAGCUCAGUUGUAGGGCUAGAACGGAAGGACUUUGGUCUGCUACUUGGAUUGCUACGCUUUGUUUGUCUGAAGUUAAUCGGACAAGAAGACAAAGAGUGGAGUGGGCUUGACAUGAUGUUGGUUUCUCUGCUAGACAUCUAUCCUCGUAUAGUGAGAGAGAUCGAAGAACAAGGUGAUGAAAAUGAAAGCCAUAAAUUAAAUAGUGCCACGGCAUUGCUUGAACCUGUUUGGUUGUAUCAUGUUUAUGAAAGUGGCAGGUUUUCAGAGAUGGAAGAAUAGACGGGGAUCUUUUGUUAAAACUAAAUUCCCAACUUUAAAAACAACAUAAAAGAACCAAAUUGUUAGGUUCCAAAAUGCUUACUGAUCUAAUGCAAGAGUCAUCUUGUUCUUGUCACAAUGGUAUCAUAUGAAUUUUUAGCAGAAACUAAUACCUUUUGAGUAUAUCAUUCUCAACUUUGCACUGAUGGAAGCAAUGAAGUUACCAAAAGGAGUUUUUUUUCAUACAAAAGAAGCCAUAGCUUAUGAAUAAAAGAAAAGUUUCAAGUGUUGAGAUUUUAAAUUCAUAUUUAUUAAAUGUUGAUUAUAUAAACUAAUUGAGUUAAAUUUCACAUUCAACCAAAAGAAAUUAGUGAUAAUAGUUCAGGGUUAAUUGCAGAUUAGACUGAUGAGUUUGAAACGGUUAUAUGAUAGCUUAAUGAUCUAAUAAAUUCCCAUCCAGGAUUGGACGAUUGGAACAUAAGAUAGAUCUUUAUACUUAUGUGGAGAUAAAACUCUAAUCUUUUGCAAAUGGUAAAAAUAUUGGCAUUUCUCGCUAUUUGGUACCGUGUAAUGAAACUUCUCGUGCGAAAAUAAAGUUGAGAAAAAAGAUAUAAGAUCGUAAGUAUUGAAAUUUAAUUUUCAAGCUUGUUGAAUAUCAUUUCUUU